Molecule: messenger RNA, 2873 nt
Organism: Camellia sinensis
Lineage: Eukaryota; Viridiplantae; Streptophyta; Magnoliopsida; Ericales; Theaceae
Source: RefSeq, a predicted model, not a curated record
AUAUGAUUAAAAAUCUCAAACCUCCAAACUUACUCUAUCACACACAAAAACAUUUCUUCAUCAUACCAUGAAUGUAAAAAGACAAACCCUAGUAGAUACAUGAAAAUCACAAAGAAAGUACUUUAAAUGAAAUUUCAUCCUCCUCACAUUCCUUCUUUCAUCACCUACAUCCCUCCCUGAAUUGCAUCAACCACCGUCAUAUUAACUUGAAAUGUCUUGGCAAGAACAUCGCCAUAAAUCAUUGGUUUUGAUCGGAAAACAGCGUUGGCCACCAUCAUAACACCAGGAUUCUGGCUGCUUAACCCAUCAAUCGCGAUAGCACUUCCUUUCAUAAUGAAUGAGUCCUAUUGGGAACACAAACACAUCACCUUUCUAAAGAACUUUACUAAUAAAACGGUUUUCAAGGUUGGAAGUAACGAAGCCGACCUCGAGGGUGCCUUCACGGACGGUGAAGAUUUCAGUGGCACGAGGGUGUAUGUGAGGAGGGUUAAGGCCCCACGGAGCAUAGUCGAUGCGGACCAUGGAGAUACCGAGAGUGUUGAGCCAAUAAAUAUUUCAAAUAGACAAACAUCCAAGCCAUAUGGGCAUUGGCAGAGCAAAAGAAGGGUAAAUGCUGAAACAACCCUUGAUGUUUUUGUUGAUUACAAAUGUUUGUUGUUAUUAUUGAACUGCAGGUUCUCUGUGUUUGGGAUGAUGAAUAAGGUAUGCAAAAGCCAUUUGCUUUUCAACUCUGCAGUAUCUUUUGGAUUUGGAAUAAAUUAGUUGUGCUUAUUUCAGUGUGUAACACCAAUGGGUAGACGUCUCUUGAGGUAAAUUCAAAUUGAGAAAUUUAUUGUUCUACUACUUCUAACCAUUUUAACCCAAGACCCCUGGAUGAUGGUUUACUUUGCACUAAGAGCUGGUUCCUGAGGCCUAUACUAGAUCUUGAUGACCUUAAUAGUCGUCUUAAUGUUAUAUCAUUCUUCCUUUGUUCUGAAGAACUGUUGGCUUCUUUACGGGAAACUCUGAAGUCGGUCAAGGAUAUCCUCCACAUACUCAAGAAAUUCAACUCCCCAAGUUCUGCAUGUACAACUGGCGAUUGGACAGCUUUUCUGAAGAGCAUUUGUUCACUCCUACAUGUGAACAAGAUAUUUGAAGUUGGCAUUUCUGGAAGUCUUCGAGAGCAAAUGAAAUAUUUGAAUUUGGACAUUGUUCAAUAGACUGGAUCAUGCAUUUUGACAGACUUGGCUUAUGUAUAUGAAUUGGUGAUUGGUGUUAUUGAUGUGAGCAGAAGUAAAGACAAGGGUUAUGGGACAAUAGUGAAAGAAGGGUUCUGUGAUGAGUUGGAUGAGCUGAGACAAAUAUAUAAGGAAUUGCCAGAAUUUUUGGAAGAGGUAUCAUCAUUGGAACUUGCUAGGCUUCCUAUUAUGUCUGGAGACAAGUUUCUUACAUCAAAUAGGUUACCUGAUGUGUGUUUUCGAAGAAAAACUUGAUGAAACCACACUAGAAAAUCUUCAAGAUUUUGAAUUUGCUUUCUCAGAUGAAGAUGGAGAUGAAAAGUUUUUCUAUUGCACCUUGAAGACACGAGAAUUGGACAACCUUCUUGGGGAUAUAUAUCACAAAAUCCUAGACAUGGAGAGGGCAAUUACUGGGGACUUGGUGUCACAAAUUCUUCUAUUCUCAGCAUAUCUUCUCAAGGCUUUGAAUUUUUCAGCUGAACAUGACUGCUUUUUAUCACUGGCAUUGGUUGCUCGUCAAAAUAAUUAUGUGAGGCCAACUUUGACUGCAGAAGACUUGCUUGAUAUACAGAAUGAAAGACAUGUUUUGCAGGAAAUGACUGUAGAUACUUUCAUUCCCAAUGAUACAAAGAUUCAUGAUGAUGGAAGGAUUAAUAUCAUCACUGGCCCCAAUUAUUCAGGGAAAAGUAUCUACAUAAAGCAGGUAGCUUUAAUUGUUUUCCUUUCCCACAUUGGAAGUUUUGUACCCGCAGAUGCUGCUACUGUGGGUUUGACUGACAAGAUAUUUUGUGCCAUGGGAAGUAAAUUUAUGAAUGCUGAACAGUCAACAUUCAUGAUUGAUCUACAUCAAGUUGGAAUGAUGCUAAGGCAUGCAACUUCACGAUCUUUAUGCUUGUUGGACGAAUUUGGUAAAGGCACUCUAACAGAAGAUGGCACUGGUCUCCUUGGUGGAACUAUAAAUCAUUUUAUCACGUGCUAUGAUCCUCCAAAGGUUUUGGUUUGCAGUCACUUGACCGAGAUGUUUAAUGAUAGUUGCAUACAAGAGUCUGAUAACAUUAAGUAUUACACCAUGAGUGUGCUACAACCUGACGAUGGUACAGAUAUUGAAGAUAUUGUAUUUCUAUAUAGGCUUGUUCCUGGACAUGCACUUCUUAGCUAUGGUGUCCCAGAGGAAGUUAUAAAGAGAGCAGCGUCUUUACUGAAUGCUAUUGGAAAUAAUAAUCAUGUUGACCAACUGUGCAAUGAUAAAAUAUUAGCUCAAGAUUGACAAUACAAGGAUACAAUUGACAAGAUGUUAUCAUUUGAUGCUUGUAAUGGGGAUCUCAACCUCUUCUUCCAAGAUAUCUUUCCUUCUUAGAUUCAUCGAUUAGCUGGUUCACAUUCAUAGGCAUCGCAAACUGUUGUGAACCGUCAAAAACGGCGUUGACAAAGAGGUGAGCUGCUGCUUCAGUGGGAUGGUACAGAUCCCAGAAGACAUGAUCACUUCUGUUGGAGCAGUACUUGGCAACGGGCACGCAUGGAACUUGGGCUCUCAGGUUCCCCAACCCACAACAAGCUGAUUUAACCUCAAUAAAACCUGAAUAUUUGACAAAAUAUUGUGGUUAAUUGCAAUUAUUGGAGAAGAAUUCCAAAAAGAGCAAGUUACCCAUUGGCUUU